Molecule: messenger RNA, 1306 nt
Organism: Sorghum bicolor (sorghum)
Lineage: Eukaryota; Viridiplantae; Streptophyta; Magnoliopsida; Poales; Poaceae
Product: pre-mRNA-splicing ATP-dependent RNA helicase prp28
Exons: 2
Coding region: 16-861 (281 amino acids)
Source: RefSeq, a predicted model, not a curated record
UAUCUGCGCGUGCCCAUGCCGUGCCCGCCCUCCUCAGCACUGGCACAGGCACAGGCACCGGCACCGGCACCGCGCCCCGCCGCGUCGUCUCCUGUCCCGCGCGCGCACGCACGCACGCCGGCCAGGCCGAGGCCCUCAACACUCAUGGAGGUCUCCCCGCCCCCGAUGCAGCAGCUCCUCAGCGACAGCUUCUCCCGCGGGUGGCUGACGAAGCGCGGCGCGCGGGCGCCGUCGCUCGAGCGCCUCGUCGCCGACGCCAUCGACCUCGGCCAUUCCUUCGGCAGCUCCAGGUCGUUCAUCGACAUGGACCCCGCCGAGCUCUUCUCCAUGCGGUGGACGGGGACGGCCACGGCCACGGCGCCGCCGGAGAGCGACUUCGACUUCGGCCUUAUUCCCGGCGGCGGGGCCGGUGGCAGUGACCCUCCGUCCCCGGUGCUGUUCAGCGCGAGCCGGGUCAUCCGCGACGGCCGCCUCAUCCCCAGCGACCCCGGCCUCCUCCAGGAACGCGGCGCCGACCCGCCCAGCGCGCCGCUGUUCCGCUCGGCCCACAGCACGCCGGCGUCUCCGUCCCCGUCCCCGAGCUCGUGCUCCAGCGGGCGGACCGCCGGGCGGCGCGGCGCGUCGUCGUGGAAGAUACUGCUGCAGUACCUCCGGUUCCUGGUGCCGCUAUACCGGAAGGUGAGGGCCCUGCGUCGGUUCCCGGCGCCUCGGCGGCGGCCCCGCGUGGCGCCGGCCAGCCCGGCGCGCGCGUCCACGUCCAGCCUCGAGUGGUGCCACGGCAAUGCCGACACCGCCGUCCGCGACGCCAUCCUCUACUGCAAGAAGUCCAGCGGACAGGACGCAUACACGACCUUGACGUGAAUUCCUCCGAGACGACAUGUCGCUCUGUGCCGUCUCGUCUCAGGCUCAGCUGCUCGAUCAUCGAGUUCCUUGCAUGUCUGUGUACCUCCGGAACGCGGGAACGGCCGACGUGAUGCUCUUGCUCCAUCUCUAUACCAAGAUUAAUUACACUCUGUGUGUAUUUAACUGCUGUGUGAAUGACUCGUGUACAGUUUAAAUCUAAACUUUAAACAUUAAUCAAAAGACGGUGUCGUCUGUCGUCCAUGGAGAUGGAAUUGCUUGGGCAAUUGGGCUUUUCCGCCUCGUACGGGUGGGGCCAACUCGUCCAUUUGAGAAUUGGGGAAAGGAAUAGUAACAGAUUACGGCAGCGACUGAAAGCAUCUCGUUUGCUGCCUUAAACUAUGCAUUUGUUUGUUUUCGCAUCCUGUUCCUUUGUGUGUCCGUGGAAGCAUAUAUUAUUUUUCCA